Messenger RNA from [Torrubiella] hemipterigena, 2890 nucleotides. Lineage: Eukaryota; Fungi; Ascomycota; Sordariomycetes; Hypocreales; Clavicipitaceae. The record is from the annotation of a GenBank genome assembly.
GACCAACUAUCUCCGUUCACAACAAAUACGCCGCCUACAAAUUUUCAUUCAUUAUCAACUGUACAGGUGCAAUAGAAAUCGAUACAGUACACACAUCUGCAGUGCAAUCUCGCCAGCAGCUACCCAGAAGCAUGACGCUCAAGACCAUUUAUGUGGUGCGCCACGGUUUUCGCUCAGCCUGGUCUGUGGAUCAAUAUGGAAACUAUAGAGCCUCAAUUCCAUCACCUACUGGCAUUGCUGCUGACCCGGCUCUGACAUCACACGGCAUUAAACAAGCACGGGAGCUGGCCACGCACUUGGCCCAAAUCGAACCGCCUGUAGAUGUUGUCUACUCUAGUCCAUACUACCGCUGCUUACAAACUAUUGCUCCGUUUGUGGAGCAGCAGCAGAGCCUCCACAGUCAGGGCAGACUACAUGCUGGUGCCGGGGUCGACACAACCAAGAUCCGGCCCGAGUUUGGCAUGUGUGAAUGGUUUGGCGCGGCACCAUUUGAACACCCACAGCCAGCAGAUGCACAAACGCUCAAGGAUCUGAUACCCGCGUAUGAUGAAACUUACAUCCCAAAGGUGCGGCCGCCACCAACCGGAGAAACCUAUUCGCAGCUGCAGCGACGAGUAUCAGCUGGUAUUGCAGCAAUUAUCGACCAAUGUAACGCUGAAGGCAAAACUUCAGUCGUUGUGUGCACGCACGCUGCUGUCGUGAUUGUUCUGGGCCGAGUCUUGACGGGCAAGAUCCCUGCGGACAUGGAUAUAGACGACUUCCAGGCCUUCACUUGCGGGGUGAGCGUGUACACGCGGGAUAAGACAUCGUCAAGUGGCCUGCCAUCGAACAGCAAGGAUACAGGACUAGGUGACUGGACCUGUGAGAAAAACAGCGACUGCAGCUUCCUGAGUCAAGGUGCUGAACGCGGCUGGUGAGUGAUUGUGCGUCUUUUUGGGGCGACGCGAACAGAGCCCUUGCAGACACGCGUAUUUUCUUUUUCCUUUUCUCUAGAAUCGCCAACGACUGGGUUUGAUGACAAGAGCUAACCUUGCAUGCUGCAUCGCAGGAAAUUCGCUGGCGACGAGUCGUUCCCGGGAACUGGCUCCAUGUCGCAAGACGACGUCGAGCCCAAACUUUGACGAAUGAUAGAAAAGAACAAAAUCUGCCGUUUAAAUACCAUUGAGACAUGGGUCUCGGGUUCGGUGGCUUCGCAACCGGCAGACUCGGGCCUGUCCUUGUGCCGCAACGACAACAAGGUGGUGGCGUCCUGCAGCGAAAUGGUUCCCAGACAUGUCCUUUGUCUUGCCCGUUUAGACGGAAGGCCAGCUGGUAGCAGACCCUAGGCUUUUGCCGAGAACUAGUCGACUUGGCGUUGUCUAGCUAUGCAGUUGCGAUUGGUCUCUUUCAUCAGUGUAUUGAGAGGCAAGAUGGAGGGCUAGGCUUGCCUUUGUACGAACACGAGCAAGAAGAGGCAACAAAGGGCGGUUUAGAAUUAGAGCAUCGAACCCCAGAGCAGCUCAUCCCCGAAUCACGCCGCUUCAUGAUCAGCACAGGGUUUUGAGAACGAUUUAUUGGAUGUAUGGGCCCGAAGAGAACGCUGCGGAGAGUCACAAUCCCCUACGCGGCUCCUUUCAACUGGAUUGGGGGCUGUGGUUGAUCCAGCAUCUGUGGUGAUGGCGGUCUGCAUGAAAAAGCAGCCAUGGCAGGGUAGUUUAAUGAGGCAUGAGCCACAAAGAAAAGCUGUUCAUUUGCCACUGAGGCUAAUGCAAGAAUAAGAUUGUGACCUUCCGGUUUUCGUGGCGAUGCAAGCCAAGUUUGGGUGCCUGUACUGCUGAAGGGAUGCGGCGUUCGACGUUGUCGCCUGGCCAGGAGCCCCUUGCGUGGCCAUUUUAUUCAAGUGGGCACGUGUACCUUGCAUCGAAAGACCCUCUCAUGCAGGCUGCUCAAAUUGGGAAAUGUUUUCAUCAUGUGAGCCAAAUUUGUGUGCGUAAUGGCGUCACUGCUAGAGGCGAGCUGGAGCGCCGCUCAUGCGCGCCGAAUCCAAGGAUGCUACCGGGCGUAUCUGGGUAACAGGAUCGGAAGCCUUACAAUUUCAUAUAGAUGAUAAUAUGGGAUGAACCCUAUUAAAACGCCUCAACGAUCAUGCUUACUGCAUUGCCAAAAGGUGAUUACAAUUGACGUCCCUUAAUUCGCAUGCCGGACCUAUUCUGGGAUAGUUCGUCAAGCAAACAGACUGCAGUCGAUUAAACACGAUCUGUUCCUGCAUGAGCUAUAAACGGGAGAAGUUUUGAGGUUGUGAACCUUUUCCGCAAGUAGCGGCUACAAGCAAAGCAAAACUUACGGCCUUUGGGAGGGGACGGAGUGGACAGUUUGCUUUUGCUCAGCGAAUCGACGGAGUCACGAGAAGCGGCUGAUGUGUACCUGACGCCUCCAUCCGUUAUCGUCAAGAGAAGACACGGGCCAGGGUAGUUUAAUUGAGUGGUUUCAGGGCUGCGGGAGGAAAAGCAAGUGGCGAUGCGGUGCUGAUACGACAGAACCGUGUCCUGGGGGAGCCACCCUGGCGGCGUUGUUUCUUUUUCCCAAACUGGUGCCUCUUGUUAUUCCUUUUCGCACUGCUGAAGGAAGUACAACCCCUGUAUCAAAAGCAAAGCCAACUUCUGCAAAGGCUUGGUACCUGAGCCAAGAAAAAAAGGUGUUCGCAAAGCAAAAUGAGUUGCAACUGCGGGGAGAUACCCUGGUUGGUGAUGUUGGUUCCAGGUCUAUCGUUUCAGAAGCCAUUCGCCUGAACGGUGGCGACUACGGAUAAUACAAGCCUCAAAAAUUCCUAAGCUUUACAAUGCAAUUGACGGAUGCUUUUUUGAAUCACCGCAAGCGGCGAGACGGAAGUGGCCCGUAGACAAUGCGCAAG